Trichosporon asahii var. asahii CBS 2479 is the source of this 3966-nucleotide messenger RNA. RefSeq names its product Rpo41. Gene Ontology annotation, cellular component: mitochondrial DNA-directed RNA polymerase complex. The transcript has 2 exons. NCBI's taxonomy places the organism in Eukaryota, Fungi, Basidiomycota, Tremellomycetes, Trichosporonales, Trichosporonaceae. Bases 1 to 3966 code for a protein of 1321 amino acids. Gene Ontology annotation, molecular function: DNA-directed RNA polymerase activity; mitochondrial promoter sequence-specific DNA binding. Gene Ontology annotation, biological process: mitochondrial transcription. The record is from RefSeq and is a predicted model, not a curated record.
AUGUUACGCUCCGUCAAGGCGACUAUCCGCCGCGCCCCCAACCCCUCCGUGCAGCGUGCACUCCUCUCGCGCGCUUACACCGCCCCUACCUCGCCCGCCCAGAAGCCUGCCCUCGCCGUGCAAGAGGCGCAGCCCGAUUAUGAGCCGUCGAUCAUGGUCGGACGGCGACAGGAGCCCGAGCCGCACCGCUACAAUCUCGGCCCGACCUUCCGCAACAACAACCUGAUCCUCCCCACUCCCCUUCCUUCGGACGUCCUUCCCCCAUCCGGCUCGCUGCAGUCCCAGCUGUACAAGACGACGUCAGCCGUUGACACCAUCGCGAUGCUGUCCAUUUGCUCAAGCCGACCAGAGUUUGUUCCGCGAGCCUACCAGAUUUUCGCUCAGCUUCUGGAUGACGCCAAGGUCGGCAAGGCCAGCUACCCCGAGGCCACUGUAUGGGCUAAUGUCAUUCGUGGUGUAGCCAAGCUCGGCAAGGAGAAGGCGGCACGCCCCGGUCAGAAGGACCUCGCCGCUCUCUGGCGCGGACGGGUAUCGCAGCUGGUUUGGGAGUGGGAGAAGCUUCACGACCACGCCGUCGGCUCCCCCUGCACCGAGGACGAUGGUAUUCUUCUCUACCGCGCGUGGUUUGCCGGAGCCGUUAGCGUCGGUGCCCCUCUCGCCAACCUUGCACCUUACAUCGAGACUCUUGGCCUCGAGGCUCUUACCCAGGGAAUGCAGCGCGACGAGCUCGACAAGGCGUUUGACGAGGUCGAGACGUACGCUGAGCAGAACGGCCGCGGCGACCUGAAGGAGACCGUCCAGGCUCUCCGGAGAGAGGAGUCUGACAAGCGAGAAGUUCUCGAGCGCGAGGUCUUCCCCGAAGUCAGCCCCGUUCUGGAGACCACCGGAAAGGUCAAGAAGCGCACUCCCGAGGAGAUGGCCGCGAUGGAGGGCCAGGCUCGUUUCGCGAUCCAGAACCUGCGUGGCAACCUUGCGCCACUGCAGAACGCGGCGUCGACUUACGCUCGCCAGAUGGCUCUCGAGAGGGCUUCUUACGACGCGGCCGAGAAGGAGAUCCAGGAGUCGGCCCGCAAGAUGGAGGAGGCCAACCUCAAGGAGGUCACCGAUGCCAUGCGCAUGCAGAGCGGCGUCCUGCAGGCGUGGAUGCACGAGUGGUACCUCGCCCUCACGGAGUACCUCGAGCAGGACAUUGACGACAUGCGCAAGCGCAUCGAAUCUACCAAGCCGGAGCAGCUUGACUCCCGGGCGACCCGCUGGGGACCACAGAGCGGCAUGAAGGAUGACCAGAAGCUCCUUUACCUUUCAACUCUUCCCCCGAAGCGCCUCGCCCUGAUUACGAUUCUCGAGCUUAUGCGCAUGAUUGGAAGCGGUGGGGUCAACGACGGGAUGAAGCUGCUCCGCGGUGUCAUGGGUGUCGGACGUGCCAUCGAGGCCGAGUACCGUGCCGACAUGAUCCGCUCCAUCGCCGGAGAGAAGUCGCGACUUUGGCAGAAGGUCAUCGACCCGAAGACCCAGAAGCCCUCGCGCCUGAACGUCGAGAGCACUUGGAAGGAGAUUGGCCGUGAGCGCGAGAAGGAGGCCAAGGAGUCGUCUGACGGUGCGGCCGCGCAGUCUGUGAAGGCUGGUCCGGAGUCUGACCUUCGCGCUGUCUGGACCCCUCCUUGGAGUGGAAUGGUGCAGAUGAGCAUCGGUACCCACCUCGUUGAGGCUCUCAUCAAGACUGCCCGCGUCGUUCGCCACGGCACCGACCCCCUCACCGGCGAGCAGGUCACCGAGAAGCAGCCGGCGUUUGCCCACUCGUUCGAGUACGUCCGCGGCCGGAAGCUCGGUGUUAUCAAGGCCAAUCCGGUUGUUGCCAAGCGUCUCGCGAACGACAGCGUCCGCCAGGUCAUCUCCCCCAAGCACCUCCCCAUGCUUGUUCCCCCCAACUCCUGGAAGGCUUGGAACCAGGGCCCCUACCUCACGAUUCCGACGACGAUGAUGCGCUUCAAGGACUCGGUCGAGCAGAAGAACUACCUCGAGGCUGCCAGCAAGAGCGGCCACCUCGAGCCCGUGUUCCACGGUCUUGACGUCCUGUCAUCGACGCCCUGGCGCAUUAACCGCAACGUCUUCGAGGUUGUCCUCAAGGCGUGGAACGACGGCGACGCCAUUGCCGACAUCCCCGCUACCGCCGAGAAGUGCGAGAUUGUGAUUCCCGAGAAGCCCGACGACCCGAACGACCCGACCAAGCGCUACGAGUACGUCCAGGCGAUGAAGCAGCUGUCACUGCAGCAGCGCAAGAACCACGCCGAGCGCUGCAAGUACAAUUACAACCUCGAGAUUGCCCGCUCGUACAUCAACGACGUCUUCUACAUCCCGCACAAUCUCGACUUCCGUGGCCGUGCUUACCCUAUUCCUCCCCAUCUCAGCCCUGUCGGUGACGACCUGUGCCGUGGUCUCCUUACGUUCGGCGUCAAGAAGCCACUCGGCGAGAACGGUCUCCGCUGGCUCCAGAUCCACCUUGCUAACCUUUACGGUUACGACAAGGCGAGCUUCGACGAGCGAGUGCAGUUCUCCAAGGACCACGUCGAGGACAUCUUCGACAGUGCCGACCACCCGCUUGACGGCAAACGCUGGUGGCUCCAGGCCGAGGACCCCUGGCAGUGUCUCGCCGCGUGCUUCGAGCUCGCUGGCGCCCUCCGCUCUGGUGACCCGAGCAAGUUCGAGUCGUCGCUCCCCGUGCACCAGGACGGAACCUGUAACGGUAUGCAGCACUACGCUGCGCUCGGUGGUGACGUCCGCGGUGCCAAGGCCGUCAACCUCGAGCAGGGUGACCGUCCGGCAGACAUCUACUCGACUGUUCUUGCGCUCGUGAACGAGUCAAUCGAGGCGGACCAGAAGAAGGGUGUCCCGACCGCUCUCCUGAUCAAGAACCCUCUCGGCCGUAAGGUUGUCAAGCAGACUGUCAUGACGACGGUGUACGGUGUCACGUUCGUCGGUGCCCGUGACCAGAUCGCCAAGCAGCUCCGUGCCCGUGGCGACAUGUCGUCUGAUGAUGUCUGGAUCACCUCGGCGUACAUUGCGAAGAAGGUUUUGAACUCGAUCGGUUCGCUCUUCUUCGGUGCGCGUGCGAUCCAGGACUGGCUCACGAACACUGCUCGUCUCGUUUCGCGUGCUAUCCCGGCCGACCGUCUCGAGGACGCGACUGCGGCUGAGACGAAGCGUCCCCGCGGCCCCCGCCCGGGUCCGAAGUCGCAGGUCAAGUCGCGCAUCGCCAAGGAGCUCAUGACGAGUGUCGUGUGGACGUCGCCGCUGGGCCUGCCCGUCGUGCAGCCUUACCGCAAGCCGAUCAAGAAGCAGGUCAUGACGUCGAUGCAGACCGUCUUCAUCAGCGACCCGAACGCGCCGUCCGAGGUCUCGCCGCAGAAGCAGGCGACGGCGUUCCCGCCCAACUUUGUGCACUCGCUCGAUGCGACGCACAUGCUCCUCACCGCCGUCGCGUGCAACCAGGCCAACAUCACGUUCGCGUCCGUGCACGACUCGUACUGGACGCACGCCUCCACUGUCGAGCCCAUGAGCGAGGUCAUUCGUGACUCGUUUAUCCACCUGCACUCUAACGACAUCAUUGGCAAGCUCCGCGAGGAGUUCAUUGACCGGUACAAGGACCACUACAUCCCUCUGAACCGCGCAAAGGAGUUGUCGAAGAAGGCGGCCGAGCGUGCCGAGGCCCUCGCCGAGCUCAAGCGCGAGAAGACAGACGAGGAAGUCGCCGCUGCUGAGGCUGACCCCGAGGCCGCGCUCGAGGCCGAGGAGGAGGACCUGAAGCCGGGCGAGGAGGGCGUGAACGCGUCCGAGGUCGACGGCGCGCCGACGAUCAAGAUCAACGGCCGCGAGUUCGUCCGCUUCCUCGACUGCAUCCCGCCGACGCCGCCGCGUGGCGAGUUCGACGUCCAGAAGAUCAGGCAGAGCAAGUACUUCUUCUCUUAG